Messenger RNA from Penicillium argentinense, 237 nucleotides. RefSeq names its product RAMP4 family protein. Lineage: Eukaryota; Fungi; Ascomycota; Eurotiomycetes; Eurotiales; Aspergillaceae. The transcript is spliced from 3 exons. The coding region runs from base 1 to 237 and encodes 78 amino acids. Gene Ontology annotation, cellular component: endoplasmic reticulum. The record is from RefSeq and is a predicted model, not a curated record.
AUGGCCCAAACCCCCCAACAACGCCGCGCAAACGAGCGCUUCGCAAAGAACGAAGCGGCCAAGCGUGGGAGAGGGUCAACCAUAAAGCCCAAGCAAGUGACAAAGUCUCCUGUCUCGGCCGGCUGGGUUGUUGUCCUCGCCUUUGUUGUCUGCGGCGGCCUUCUCCUGGAGCUCCUCAGAAUUGUUCCAGAGCUCUGGACCUCCAUCGCCGCCAUGCUCUCGCGCCUCACCGGAUAG